Molecule: messenger RNA, 1276 nt
Organism: Ciona intestinalis (vase tunicate)
Lineage: Eukaryota; Metazoa; Chordata; Ascidiacea; Phlebobranchia; Cionidae
Source: RefSeq, a predicted model, not a curated record
GUUUUAUGCCACGAGUGGUAAACACCUAAUAAUUUUGGAAUCACUGUUCGGAGUCAACAUGUGAAAUUUCCAAUGCAAACAAAUGCAUUAGAGUUUCGACUUGCUGAGAUACAUUUCGAUGGGUAAAUUUGCUCUUUCCGUGGUAAAUCCGUGUUUAAACUUGUUAAAUGCAUCAAGACGAUCACAAUGUAUUCUACAAAGGACUUAUAGCGCAAAGCCAAAAGUUAUGACAAUACCAAGCCCUAUAACCAGUGUUCGAAACUGGGCAUUUGGAAAUAUGGUGCGCGGCUACUUUAACCAGGAGUUUAAUUUGAAAGAGUUUGUGGCUGCCUGCCCUGCUGUAAUGACGGCAAUAAUUGAUCACCUCAAUAAUGGAGAUUAUGAGGUUUUAAAUAACUUAAUGAUCAAGGAAUGUUGUGAUGAAACCAAGUCUGGUUGGGAGGUAUUGUCGGAGGAAGAUAAAGUAAAGUUUUCAUCAAGCCAAGAGGAGGAAUUCCACUUUUUCAAUCCAGUUUUAAGGAUGCGUAUGGAACAAACUGGUGAAGAUGUCCCUCAGUUAGUUGCGCAUCUAAACAUACAGCUAUCUAUGAUCUACAUGGCAAAGCUGAGAGACUUAGCUGAAGUUGCGCAACAAAAAUCUAAGGACACCGUCCAAGUUAAUGUUAGAAACUUAGUGACUGGCGGGACUGUAAAAAAAGUUGAAUUUGAAAGGGAAGUAACGAGAGAAGUUGAUGGUUCGUGGAUGGUUCUUAGUCUUGACCAGUGGCCAAGCUACUGACCACAGUUAUGUUUAUUCUUUCUAUAGGUUUUGUAUUGUUGCUAUUCGCACCAUUGGUUGCUAUUCGCACCAUUGGUUUACAACAGACCUUCUUAGACUCGUGGUCACCGAGAGUUCACCAACUUUAUACAAAGUACUAUAUAUUUAAGCCAAUCUAUUUGAAGAUGUUUUUAUUAUAUUAGAAUGAAACAGAAAUUAUAAGUGGGCAUAAUAUUUAAGUCAUUUAAACAUAGAAAUUUUACUUUCCUUCUUCGCUGCAUAGAUAAUAAGUAUUGGUUAGGAUUUGUUUACAAUGUUAUGAAAAUUGUGUGGUACAAAUUGGAAUUAUUACCUUAUAAACCGCUUGAAAAUUUUGUGCGAAUAGAAAAGUUAAGCCAAGCUGUAUGUCUUUACUAUCGUUGUGGGCGUCAAUUUAAACCAUUUUCCUAAAACUAAUUUCACACCUUACAAAAAUGAAGCCUACCCUUUCCUUGCUAUUAAUUUCUAUUUUUGUUUGAU